AUAACACUGCAUAGUAGGACUAGCAGAGCACUUGUCAACGCAGAUUAAUUUCUUCCUUCAUACCUUUCUUCUUCAAGCAAUUUCUGCCUAAGCGAAAUCAACGAGGGAGAAAAAGAAGGUCUGGUAUCAUGGAACAACCAACAACCACUACCUUCUCCGUCUUCUUCUUCUUUCACAUGUUCCAGAGGCAUCCAUACCCGUAACAAUUUCUUCACUGGUAAUAAUCUAUACAAUUUGAUGAUCGUCAAAUUCCAAAAGGGGAUGAAAUGAAACCUACUCUUCUUCAACCAAUUCAACAUUCUAUAAUCUUCAUUCCUAUUUUCUUCUCUGACAAUUUUAUGCAUCUUUAGCGUUCUCUUUGACAAUGUGGAUCUAUCGCAGAUUUCACACAUAAUCGGGACUUAUGCUGAUGCUUUUGCAAAACAUGAGAGGUGAGGUUUAGAGAUGAGAAUGAUAAGGUGCAGAAAUAGAGGGAUGAUUCGCAUCAAUUUGCUAAUAUGUAUUGAUGGCAUUUCAAACUAGGGUCUGAAUCAGAAUAUAGAUUUAUUGGAAAAAAAUCGUUGAAGAGGUCUCUAUAAAAAUCAACUAUAUUCCUUUUCAUGUUGCAAGCAAGCCAGUUGAGUUCGAGUCUCGAAUGUUAGAAGUUACAUCUCUCCUUGGCCUUGAAUCAAAUGAGAGAGUCAACAUGGUAGGCAUUUUUGGAAUCGGCAGAAUAGAGUAAUCAACAACUGCUCGUGCUGUGCAAAGCUCGAUUGCCGAUCAAUUUGAAAGUGUGUUAUCUCGCUGUCAUAAGAGAGAGGGCAACUAAUCAUGAUCUUGCACUACUCCAAGAAACACUACUUUCUGAAAUACUCGGGGAGAAGGAUAUUAAAGUGGGAGAUGUUUGCACGAAAAGGAAAACAAAAAUCACAAUAGUAAAGAGCUUGACACAGGCAUCCCCUGUUCAGUCACCCCCACCUCUGUCUCGCUCUGCCGUGGUCCCUUGCCGUUGUAGCCUUUCUGCCAUCGUGGGUGUGAAUGGGCAUCUACAGGACAACUUUCUUGUUCCUACUCUCAGUAAAAGAACGGAGUUGUUCACAAGGCACCUAUUACACACCUAUUACAGUUAUUCAGUUAUUAAACGCUCAAACAGAGAAGUUGAAGGAUAUUUUCUCCCGCAUCAUCAACCAAUUAGGUGCUGGUGCAAUGCAACCUCAACACAAGAAGAUGAUGAUAAUGCAGUACCAGACCUUGUCCUCGGCGAGACUUUUGAGAUAGCGGCUGAGACUCAAGCAACUCUGAGUUUGUCUAAUCCAUGUGCAUCAUUAUUGGAGGUAACAAUCAAUUUUAGUAUUUGUAUUCUAAUAUAUGGUCUCACAUUGGGUGCAAAAUUAAAUGUUCACAAAAAUUAUCAAAGAAGUUAAAAGCUCUUUUUAAAAAGCAAAAUACUCCCUUUAUGAAUAUAAUACUUCUCCCUCUUUUAGUAUUAUUAAAAAGCCGGAAAAAAAAUUAAGUUACCGAAUAGAAACACCAUUUUAAGAACCAAGCAUAAGGCUAUACUUCUCCCCCACUGUGAGAGACAUCCAACUUUGAGAACGAUUAUUAAACGCAAGCAAACGUUGAACCGGUGUGCUCAUAUGUUCAAGGUUUAAAGGUUAUACAUAAAGUAAAAUUUGUGAAAUGAUACAAAAUUAAAAUACCAAAAUAAAAUUGGUAUAAAUAUUUUGAUUAAUAAAUAUACAUGACUUAAAAAUUAUAAUUUUAUAAAUUUUUCAGUGCCUCAUUCAACUUUUAUUUGUUGUUUAUUAUAUGAAACCCAAAACACUAAACAUGGCACCAUACACAUCAACUCAGAAUAAGGAAAUGGGCCACAACAAUAGUUACAAAAUGUUAGUUGAUUCUAAAUAUUAAACCUAAAUAUUUCAAUUGAAAAUUAACCCGAAUUUCACUAGUUAUGAGUUGUCAGCAAAAUCUUUUCUUAGUUUUCAUAUGUGCGCCGUCUCACUCUACCUCUUCUCUCAUCAGUAUAAAAUAUUGCAUCUUUCUUUCCAAAUUUUUUAUCAAGCCAACUCUUUCCCAGAAAAGAACAGAGCAUGAAGAAGAAAAUAAAAAGGAUUUGUAUUUUUAUAUUUAAUUUUCUGUUACCGUAGAAUGUACAAGAUAGAGGAUGCAACCAAACCCCUUCAUCUUGCUAAACUAAACAGUUAAAUUUUCUUUAUUUUAUGAUAUAAAAACACAGUUCAACUUGUAAAACCGGUCAAAUAAUUGGUUUUAUCCGGUUCAUCCGGUUUUGAUUGGUUUCUUUGUUUAUAUUCCGGUUUUGAUACAAACCGGUUUUUAGGACUCUUCAGACCGGACAUAGGUUCGGUUUCCGGUCCAAUCGAUUAAUUCCGGUCCGAUUUUGACUACCAUGAUUAAACGUAAGUCUUUGUUGACCUUUAAGGCUUGGAUUAAAGUUGGGCUUAUGAAAAAAUUUAGACCAAGUUGCCCCUUUUUAUUUUAUUCAAGAUUUUUUAAACUAGUGCAAAUAAUUUAUUUAAUUAAUUUAUAAUAUUAUUUAAUUAAAUUAGUACAAAACAAGAGGAGUGCUACAUGUAUAUAUUAUAUAUAUCUGAAUCCUUAGUAUCCAAAAUAAAAUAAAAUAAUGCAUACAAUGUGAGUGAUGAUAGGAUAAAGCAGGAAAAAGAAAAAGUUUAAGGCUUUCUCUCCUCUUUCUUCGCAUAAUGGGGGAGAAAAGAAAUUGUGUGGGCCCCACAUAUAUUUAAUCUCUGUUCCUAAUUUCUUUGCACUGCCAAGCAAGAGAACUUUACACUCUCUCUGCUUAAUCUCUCUUAUCUCUAUCUCUCGUCUAUAUUUCUUCUAUUCCAAGCAGAGCCUUAGAAAAGAUAACAAAAAUAUACAUGUUCAAACAAAUGGAAGAAAGUUGGGCAUAUCACCAUUCUAUUGGGAGAAUCUUAAGUUCCAUAUUUGUUAAAGAUAAAGUCCACAAAGAGUUUAUAUAUAGUAGCACUCAUCAUUGUUACAACAAACUCUAAUUCUAAUAUGGUAUCGUUUUGGGCCACCCACCAUUUAUAUAUGUGCACCAAUCCUAAUAGUUAUGGGCAUAAGGGGUUGUAUUGGAAAAACCAAGUCUCACAUAUCGACAAUUCGGGUCACUCACCGUUUAUGUGCACGCACCAAGCAGAGUUAUUAAUCCCGAAUAGCGGAGCGGGACGGCCGACUCCCAAAAGUGGGAAUAGUGGGAUAAAUUUGUUUAUACUAAUAAUUAUAUAAAAAACUAUAAAACAUAUGUCAUGUAAUACUAAACUAAUUUCACAACACUCAUAAAAUAUUUAUAAAAUCUAAUGCCAAAUAAAGAACAAUGCUUAAUCAUUCAAAACAUAUAGAUUCAAAUUCAAACUUAGUACUAUGAUAUGAAAAUUCAAGCAAACAUAAAAAAUCAUGUAGCAUCAUCAAAAUAUUCCUCAACAUCUUCAUCGUCUUCAACAUCAUCCCCUAAUUCUUCAUCUUCAACAUCUUCUACAACAUCUUCCUUUGAUUUUUCAUCUUUAACAUCUUCAACCUCUUCUACCACCACUUGUUGCUCUUGGUGCAAUUGUAUCUUCCUCUGAUUUUUCAUCUUUAACAUCUUCAACCUCUUCUACCACCACUUGUUGUGCACUUGUUGCUCUUGGUGGCCUUGUUGCUUAUCGUCGUGCCAUUGACCUCCUAGUGUAGAUUAAAGGCUCAUUAGCCCCACUAGCAUCGGCAACUUGAGUCCAAGUUAAAUCAUGAUUUGGAUCAACCAAAUCUUCACCAUCAUCUCCUACCUUUUCCCUCUCUCCCACCAACCAUUCGGUGUGGAAAUUAAUUUUGCUAAAUUCCAUAGGAUCAAUUUUAUCCCGAAUUUCAAAACUCUCUACCAAAGCUUUGAUUAUACUUAGAUAAACACCAAGUCUUGCAAUCUUUGAUGUUCCAAUUUAUUUCUCUUCUUAGAAUGAAUCUAAAAUACAAUAAUUUGAAGUAUUAAUUUAAUAAUACUUGCAUGUAAGAAGAUACUUUAAUAUCCUAGUAUAAAAUUAAUACUCACAUGCUCAAAGAUGCUCCAGUUACGCUCACAUCCGGAAGCACUGCAACUCAAACUCAACACUUUAAUAGCCAACAAUUGCAACUCCGGAGUUUCGGCUCCAUAAGACUUCCACCACUCAGCUGCAAGUAAUUGUAAAAAAUCAUUCCAUAUACAUAACACAAAGUAUAUCACAUGUAAAAAUAAAAAAAUGUCGACCUUUGUCUCAUUGCCGCUUUUAUACCAAAGAGAUCUAUAGCACCCCGGUAUUGUGCCAAUUGUACUGAAAUCAAAUCCUCCACUUCAUCACUUUCACUAAGUGUCUCAAUGCACUUACGGAGGCCUCUCACCAAUCUAGCAUUGGUCUCAAUUUCUGGUUUAGAAUAAUAAUAUUCAGGAUUGAGAUAGUGACCUGCAACAUGUAGCGGAUGAUGAAGUUGACACUCCCAUCUUUUAUCAAUGAUUUCAAAUACGGCUUUGUACUUGCUUGAAUUUGAACUGAAAGUUUUUUCAAUCCAUUCCUUCGCUACCCUCAUUGCGGCAUAUAUGCAGCCCAUUGCGGGUUUCCUUUCAUUGUUAACCAUUCUUAGCACAUCUACAAGAGGCGCCAUGCACUUAAAAGUGUAGAGAACAUCAUUUCAAAAUGAUACCAUAAAUAUAGUAGUAGUUGCCCUUUGUCCUUUAGCAUCUUUGGCACACUUUGAACUUGUCCAUUCUUCACAAAGGAACAUCUCUCUAAGCUUUACAAAGGAAAUGAGUAGCAAACCUUGUCACUCCUUGUUUAACCAAUUCAACAUUGCGGGUAGUCUUUCUCAUUAGAUUCAAAGUAAAAGCAUGGUUAUAAAUGUAGCCCACAACCUUAAUCCUUUUUUGUAUAACCUUUAGAACCUUUGGAAUUUUGCCUAUGUCUUCUAACAUAAAGUCUAUACAAUGGGUAGCACAUGGAGUCCAAAACAUGUUUUCCUCUUCUUACACAAUUCUUUACCCGCCGCUACAUAGUUACUUUCAUUAUCGGUGAUCAAUUGGACAACAUUUUUCACCCAUUUCCUCAAUAAAUGUGUCCAACAACUCGGCUAGCUUUUCCCCUGUCUUUGCAUAGUUAGAAGCAUCCACACUCUUCACAAACAUGGUCCCCGUCGGACAAUUGACCAAGAAAUUGAUCAAUGUUCUACCUUUUCUAUCCGUCCAACCAUCCAACAUAAUUGAACAGGCAUAUUUGUUCCUUUGCACCUCUUGGUUCUCCAACUCAUUUUGAAGAAGUGGAACCCUAAGUUCAUGAUAGCUUGGCGGCUUCAAAUGAGGACCAUAGCUUCCAACGGCUUCAAACAUCAACUUAAAAGCUCUUGCAUUUGUUACGUUAAAAGCAACUUCACACGUAUAAAAAAGCGAGCAAUAUAUUGGAUGGUUCUUGCCCUCGCUUCUUUAUCACACGCAUCAUUGAUGCUUGUGUCCUUAGCCAUCUUAUACACCAAAUCCAAUGGCCCUUUAGUCCUCUUGACGACUAUUGAAGAGGUCUCACUCUCAGCAAGUCUCUUUCUGGUUCGAAUCCUACUUAUUUCCUUGAUAUCGAUGGUAUCAUCCGCAUCUAUUUGCACCGCAUUUUCUUGUAUUCCUUUCUCAAUUCUCUCUUUCUCAACCAUGUCAGCACGUAAUAUAGCCUUAACAUCCUCAGGUGUUUUCAAACAAGGAACUACAUCACCUUGAAUUCCUGCUUGAUGCCUUUUUGCUCUACUUAUUCCCCCACUGAUUGUUAUAUUACAGAAAUCACAUGCCACCUUCUUCCGAUUAUUCAAAUCCUUCGAAUGAUUAUAUUUCCAUCCUAUGUUCUUACUAUUGGUCGGUUUGAACGUUGGAGCACACGAAGCAACCGACGCAGAAUUCGGUGUUGAAGAAGAUGCUGCCAUAUUGUUCUAGUUCUAGAAUCGACAAAAAACGACGGAAAUUUAAUAGAACAGUAAAAGUAAAAGAAGUAGUAGAAAUUUAAUAGAACAAUAAAGAAUGUUGAAAGAAAGAAGAAGAAGAUAGGAGAUAGAAAGAUUAAGAGAGAAGAUUACUAGGGCUGAAGAGGAAGGAACGACUGAGAAGUGAGAACGGUGACAUUGUGAGUUGGAGAAUGAAGUCGAGGACGGCUGAGUAGGUGACGUCGUGAGUGAGAAGUGAGAACGGUGAGUCGGUAACAGCAAAUGGAGAAUGAAGAAGGACGAGGGACUAGGGCACGAACAGUAUAUGAAGACGAAAAAAAACAUUUUCUGUUUUUAAAAUGAGGGGUAAUUUAGUAAUUUCCCCCUGAAAAAGUAAAAAAAAAGAAAUGGAUCAGAGCCGCUCUGCCCAGGAACGACCCGCAAACUCGGCCGUAGCGGCCGCUACACCAUCUCCGCCACCGCACCCUACAUCUCGCGCGGGUGGGGGCUGCGCCGCUAUAGUGGCCGAGAAUGACAUCUCUGGCACCAAGUCCAUUUAUAUAUGUGCAUCAAACCCAAUAGUAUUGGACGAGGGGGGUGAUUGGAAAAAGCAAGUCUUACAUAUUGACAAUUUGGGCCACCCAUCGUUUAUAUCUAUGCAUCAAGCUCAAUAAUGUUUGGCGUGAGGGGAUGUAUUGGAAAAAACUCAAGUUUCGCAUUAGUUAAAAAUAAAGUCCAUAAAGAAUUUACGCGAGGGAUUUCCCACAUCUCACAAGCCGGUUUGUUAAGUCAAAUUCUAAUUAUAAUAUAUUCUUGGAAAUUACAAAUGAAUUAGAAAAAUAGCCUUGAUUAUACAAAAGAGUCACUUUAAUCUUAAUCGUGUAAAAAAAUUUUCUUUUAAAAAACCUUACAAAUAUAGUCAAGUCAACCGGGAAUAGGAUUGAUCGUUGUUUUAUUGACAAAGAUGUGAAAGAUGAAUUUGUUCACUGAUGUCUUUGUCACAUUAAAUUUCAAAGUUGAAGUAGUCAAUUCACAAUUAAUAUAAUGUAAUGCCGAAGGAAAUUUCCUUUGACAAAUAGGUACUCAGAAAUAGGCAAAAACAAAAAACAAUAACACGAGACCAUGUAGCUUUGAACCAAUAAGUGAGAAUGACUUCUAUUAUUAACGUUACUCUGAUUGUUUGACUACUAUUAUUAUUUAUUUAGUGGUUUUGUUUAUUGUUUUAUUUUGGUUACAAGUGCAACCAAUUUUUUUUAAUGUCAGAUCAGUUAAAACACGAGUUCUAGGAAAAUAUUCUUUGAAAGUAUUAAUUGGAGUUUAAAAAUUGAGAAUUUUAGAGGCAUUCUGCUAAUUAAAUAUGCAGCUGUUAAAACAGCUUCGCCCCACAAAUAGUUUGGUACUUUAUUCGAGGAAAGUAGAACUCUAGCGAUCUCCAAUCAAUGUCUAUUUUUUCUUUCAGCAACUUCAUUUUGUUGAGGAGUAUUAGGACAUGAACUUUAAUAUACAAUCCCAUUUUUUAGGAAAAAAUCAUCCAAGACCGUAUUAAGAUAUUCUUUGUCAUUAUCAUUUCUAAAGACUUGGAUAUUUGUUUGAAAUUGAUUCCGCACCAUUGUAAAAAAUGAGGAACCAUGUGUCAAUUUUGUUGAGGUGUAGAUAAAAUGAGGAAGCACUGAUAGGAAUUGAAAGUGGUCCUAUCCUAGCUUAUAUCAAGAAGUGGAGCUGUCAAUUUUAACUGAGUCCGAUGGAACCAUGCCUUGGGUUGAGUUGAACUUCUUAAUUACAUGCAUCUUAAGUACAUCUCUGUAAUAUUACGGAGAGAUGCAUUUCCGGACUAAUUUCUUACAAAAAAAAAUAAGAGUGGUUUGCCAAUUUAUGCUAAAUAGUAUGUAAAGAAGGUGCGUCUGGAGAUGCAUCUCCGAACGCUAUGGACAUUUUGGGAUUUUCAAGGGUAUAGUGGGCACAGUAAAGAUGGAAAGAGCAUUUUCCUUUUUUUGAACAUCAAGAAUUUUGUAGCUCCUCCUGUUUUUAAAGAAAAUCUUACAUUUUCUUUCAAUUUCAACACAACAUUAUUAUUUUUUUAAUUGCACCCUCUAAUUAAUGUCACUUCCAUCAUUUUCAAUUCCCAACUUAUUUGACUGAGGGCGUGUAUUGAUUUUGGAAAGGAGUAGGAAAUUAACAACACGUCAGUAAUGUCAAAUCAACGCGGAAUCAACAUGGAAUGUACUCUUUCUUGUAUGGUGACAAGACUAAAUGUACAUUAUUUAAGGACACAGAACUUAGCAUAUGAAGGAAUCACGACCAUAAAAUUUUACCAUCUUCAACAUCUUGUUCAUUUCUUCAACCUUUCAUCUUUAAGCAGAUUCAUAGUAAGGGAAAGAAGGUCCUAGUAUCAUGUCAUUGUCUUGUUCUUUCACAUGUGAUGAUUGGAUUUAUGAUGUCUUUCUCAGUUUUAGAGGCAUUGAUACUCGAAACAACUUCGCUAGUAAUCUCUACAAUUCUCUUCAUCAAAAAGGUAUAAACACUUUCUUUGAUGAAGAUAAAAUUCAUAAGGGAGAUGAACUCACACCCACUCUUCUCCAAGCCAUUAAACAAUCUAGGAUUUUCAUUGCUAUUUUCUCUAACAACUAUGCAUUUUCAACUUUUUGUUUGACUGAACUUGUCACCAUCAUUGAUUGCUCCAAGUCACAUGGAAGGUUGUUUUUGCCGGUUUUUUAUGAUGUCGAUCCAUCUCAAAUUCGACACAUAACUGGCACUUAUGCUGAGGCUUUCGCGAAACAUGAGGCGAGGUUUAGAGAUGAGAAGGAAAAGGUGCAGAAAUGGAGGGAUGCUUUACAUCAAGCUGCUAACAUGUCUGGAUGGCAUUUCAAACCAGGGUCUGAACCAGAAUAUAAAUUUAUUGCAAAAAUCGUUGAAAAGGUCUCUAAAAAGAUCCACCGUAUUCCUUUGCAUGUUGCAAGCAAGCCUGUUGGGUUGGAGUCUCAAAUGUUACAAGUUACAUCUCUCCUUGACCUUGAAUCUAAUGAGAGAGUCAGCAUGGUAGGCAUUUAUGGAAUCGGCGGAAUAGGAAAAUCAACACUUGCUCGUGCUGUGCAUAACUUGACUGCUGAUCAAUUUGAAAAUGUGUGUUUUCUUGCUGACAUAAGACAGCAGGAAGCUCAUCAUGGUCUUGCCCACCUCCAAGAAACACUACUUUCUGAAAUACUUGGAGAGAAGGAUAUUAAAGUGGGAGAUGUUUAUAGAGGAAUUUCAAUAAUUAAAAGGAGGCUCCAAAGAAAGAAAGUCCUUUUGAUUCUUGACAAUAUUGACAAAGAGAAGCAGUUACAGGUACUUGUAGGAGAUCAUGAUUGGUUUGGCUCCGGCAGCAAGAUCAUAAUCACUACAAGAGACAAGCAUUUGCUGGCCACUCAUGGGAUUGUCAAAGUGUAUGAGGUCCAACAGCUAAACAAUGAAAAGGCUCUUGAAUUAUUUAGUUGGCAUGCAUUUAAAAGUAAAGAAAUGGAUCCAAGUUAUGUGGAUACUGCACAACGUGCAGUAUCUUAUUGUCAUGGUCUUCCCUUGGCUUUGGAGGUGAUAGGUUCUCAACUGUUUGGAAAAAGUUUAGCUGUAUGGAAAUCUUCAUUAGAUAAAUAUGAAAAAGUCAUUUGUAAAGAUAUUCAUGAAAUUCUCAAAGUUAGCUAUGAUGAUUUGGAAGAAGACGAGAAAGGCAUUUUCCUAGACAUAGCUUGUUUCUUCAAUUCAUAUGAAAUACGCUAUGUCAAAGAAAUACUAUACUUGCAUGGCUUUCAUGCGGAUGGUAGCAUACAGGUGCUAUUUGACAAAUCUUUAAUGAAAAUUGAUGCCAAUGACUGUGUCAGAAUGCAUGACUUGAUUCAAGAUAUGGGCAGAAAAAUUGUGAGGCAGGAAUCAACAGUGAAGCCUGGAAAACGCCGUAGAUUAUGGUUUAGUGAUGACAUUGUUCAUGUUUUGGAAGAAAACAAGGGAACCGAUUCAAUAGAAGUCAUAAUCUGCGACUUGCACAAAAUCAAAGAAGUGAAAUGGUGUGGAAAAGCCUUUGGCCAAAUGAAGAACUUGAAAAUUCUUAUAAUUAGAAAUGGACGAUUUUCCCAAGGUCCUCAAAUUCUUCCAAAUAGUUUGAAAGUUCUUGAUUGGAGCGGAUAUCAAUCAUCCUCUUUACCAUCCGAAUUUAAUCCCAAGAAUCUUGCAAUACUUAACCUGCCUGAAAGUUGCCUUAAACAUAUUGAUUCACUCAAGGUGUUUGAGAUGUUGAACUUUCUAGAUUUUGAAGGCUGUGAGUUCCUAACCAAAAUACCUACCUUAUCUAGAGUACCGAAUUUGGGGGCACUGUGUGUCGAUUAUUGCACAAAUUUAAAUAGAAUUCAUGACUCAGUUGGGUUUCUUAACAGGCUUGUGUUAUUAAGUGCUCAAGGAUGCAAUCAACUAGAAAUUCUGGUUCCUUGCAUCAACUUGCCAUCUUUAGAGACUUUAGAUCUUAGAGGUUGCUCGUGUCUUGAAAGGUUCCCUGAAGUAGUUGGAGUAAUGGAGAAUAUAAAAGAGGUUUAUUUAGACCAGACUGCCAUAAAACAAUUGCCUUUUACAUUUAGAAAUCUUGUUGGACUCCAACGUUUGUUCUUGAGGAGAUGCCAGAGGAUGAUCCAGCUACCAAGCUAUAGAUUUCCCAAAUGUGAGAUAAUUACAGAUUAUGGUUGUAGAGGAUUUCGAUCAUUCAAGGAUGAAGAAAAAGUGAGCCCAAUAGUGUUUGAAGAUGCUAUGCUUGUUCAUAAUGAAUAUGGACGGUCCUACCUUGAUAUGUAUUCUUAUUAUACAACCUCCAACGAUUUCAUUGAAGUAUGUGGUCCUCUGUGUGAAUCAGAACUCACUAAAUUUGGGAAUUUAACGGGGAGCAUGAAGUUUGGUAAGCUUAAAAAGAACAAAUCAUCAGUAUGUUUUUGGUUCCGAAAAAAAUUCCCCAGGAUAGCUCUAAAGUGUUUUGUUGAAUCUGAAAAGCAUUUGGACAACAUGGUGUUGAGUUUUGAGUUGAAUGUACUCAUCAAUGGCACUAAGCAACUCACUUCCUCAUGUGAAUACAUAUUUUAUACAACAAAAGCGACAGCACAAGCUCUUUGUUGUGAUGUACAAUGCAAAUUGGAGGGUGUAUUUUCAGAGAAUGAGUGGAAUCAGGUGGAUAUUUUAUGUGAGUUGAAACAUCUAUUGCCAUGUGAUUUCAAAGGGGUGAUGGCUUAUCGGGAUUGGACAGCUAAGAGGAUUCUGAGGUGGUCUGUUUUGUCUGUCGUGUUAGAAAACAAAGAGGAUGAUUUGAGUUUAAUUGACAAUCCUAAUUCUCCUAUGUCAGCUGAAGAGAAAUUUCGAGAGAUACAAGAAAUAAACAAAACACUUAAGAACGAAUCACUGCGCAACAUAUGUAAAAAAUGCAUAAAACAAAGGGAAUUCAACAUAUGUAAAAAAUGCAAAAAAACAAAGGGAAUCCGCUAUUCCAUAUGCACGUUUUCGAAAAUACCAUCUCAACUAAAUUAUUAUGAAAAUUUUCUAAUAAUUUCGUAGGUGUAUCUACGGAAUCUUCUCUUAACUAAAUUAUUAUGAUAAUUUUUCAAUUUAUUUCGUAGAUCUAUCUACGGAAUCUUCUUUUAACUUAAUUAUUAUGAAAAAUUUUCAACGUUUACAAUUUUAAAAUACUUUCGUAGAUGCACCUCUGAAAAAGACUAAAUUUUGUAAAAAAAAAAGUACUUUUGGAUGUGCAUCUAUAAAAGCAGGAGACAUAAUUCGAAUUUCACUGGGUAGGCAAGAGAUUCAAGGGAUGGACUUAGAUGACCUCAAAACAAAAAUCCGCCACAUAGUGGGAGGGGAUAGUUUAUUGGAAAUUCUUAGAUAAAAUUAAUAGAUAUUCAAUUAGCCUUGGUUAAUGAAUAUGAGUACAUAUUUGAUGAUAUCCUUAGUCCCUGUGGAUGUUCUAGAUGAUCCUUUUCUUCCUUCUCAUUUCAUAAUUAAUAAAGUGAUGAUGAAGUGCACUAAGCAUUAAAGAGUACAAUGAUAUUGCUAGUUGUAGCAAUGUCAAAUAACUGUGAGACAUCCUUCGUAUGAUUUAUGGAAGUUCUAUUAACAUCAAAAGGAAAGGAUGAACACAUUAGAGCGGAAAGUAGAGAUACCAAAUAAAAAUCUUUAAAGAUGGUUCUCAAAUGUUAGUAUGCUUUGUGUUAAGAGUCCCACAUCGGAUAAUAUAUGGCUUGAACAUGUCCUUAUAUGUGGGGGCAAUCCUCAUCCUACAAGCCGGGUUUGUAGGGUUGAGUUAGGCCCAACCACAUUUCUUAACAUGGUAUCAUAGUCUGGUUUAAGAUCCGGUAAGCCACCUUCUAUGGUUUCCGCUAUCGAGCCACCCACAGUUUAUUUUCACGCUCCAGUUGUCUAGUCCUGGGCGUGACGGAGUGUGUUAAGAGUCCCACAUCGGACAUUAUAUGGCCUGAACAUGUCUUUAUAAGUGGGGGCAAUCCUCACUUUACAAGGCGGUUUUGUAGGGUUGAGUUAGGCCCAACCACAUUUCUUAACACUUUGCAUUAUUUUUGAAAAUUACAUCUCUAAAAGGUAUCAAAUUUUUUUAAUCAAUUUUUCCUCUUUGAAAAUUGUUUUUAAGUAAAAGCUUGCUCAAAGAGUCAUAUCAAGUUCUAGGAGUUUGUUUUAUAUCGUAAAGAGUCUUUUCUGUUUAAAAAUAUGAUUAGAAAAAAUAAGAUUUAUAAAACUGGGAGGUUAAUCGACAUAAGGUUAAUCGACAUACACUUCCUCCUAUAUGUAGUCGUUCAAAAACAUACUUUUACGUCUACCUUG
Molecule: messenger RNA, 12759 nt
Organism: Vicia villosa (hairy vetch)
Lineage: Eukaryota; Viridiplantae; Streptophyta; Magnoliopsida; Fabales; Fabaceae
Product: disease resistance protein Roq1-like
Exons: 7
Coding region: 8317-11484 (1055 amino acids)
Biological process (GO): signal transduction; defense response
Molecular function (GO): ADP binding; ATP hydrolysis activity
Source: RefSeq, a predicted model, not a curated record